Stylophora pistillata is the source of this 1151-nucleotide messenger RNA. Its product is annotated as galanin receptor type 1-like. Gene Ontology annotation, biological process: G protein-coupled receptor signaling pathway. Gene Ontology annotation, molecular function: G protein-coupled receptor activity. Lineage: Eukaryota; Metazoa; Cnidaria; Anthozoa; Scleractinia; Pocilloporidae. The record is from RefSeq and is a predicted model, not a curated record. Gene Ontology annotation, cellular component: membrane.
GUUGUUUUAUCGUCUCUAAGAGCCCAGGCUUCAGAGAUCAUUACCACGGUUUGGGACAGUAUGAGCGACAAUGUUGACUUGGUACUCCUGUGCUUGUUUACGAUCCUGAUAGCAGCAUGUCUCGUAUUCAACGCUUUAGUUUGUGCCGUUAUUUAUCGGAGCAAAUCAUUGAGAAUUCCCAUGAACAACCUAAUCUUCAACUUAGCAAUAUCAGAUUUUGUGAUUGGUUUAUUCAUCUUUCCUCGUCACGUGCUGUUCAGUGUAAUCGCAUUACGUCAUCCAGCAGAAACCACAGGCGACUACUUUUGCAAUUUCAUAACAGGGAGUGGUAUCCUGUGGACUAGCUCCACAGCCUCCGGGUUUUUACUCAUUGCCAUCGCCGUCGAACGCUAUACGUCUAUAAUGGUACAAAACCGAAGGGCGCCGCUUACAACCUCGCGUAUCAAAGCCGUUGUAGCGUUUUGUUGGCUGUCAGCUUUCGCCGCGAAUUUACCAACGCUUAUUGUUUUUGCGUACGACGAAGCGAUUGACUUCUGCGUGGAAAACUGGCCAAACUGGGUUUCGCCUAAAGCGUAUGUCAUGUGUAUCUUCUUCCUGGGCAUAAGCUCGGUUCUUGUGAUGUUCAUUUUAUAUUCUCAAAUCAUUUACAUGCUGUGGAACAGACAACGUAGGGCAACGGAAAUCUCUCAGGCAGCAAGAUUACGCGCACGCAAAAACAUCACCAAAUUGCUAGUUUUGGUCACUAUUAUUCAUACAAUCUGUCGCUUGCCUAAUUACACGACUUAUCUACUAACCUAUUACGCUCCCUCAAUUAGCUACGGCUCUAAUACAUACAACUUUACAGUUCUGUUGAUUCUGCUCAACUCUGCGGUCCACCCGUUCUUAUUGUGUUGGAACAUGCAGGGCUUUAGAAGACCCUUGUUUGUGUUGUUUUGUUGUUGCCAUGCUAACAGGAUAUUUACGGAGCCUGAGCCCUCCCAUGUGAGUUCUCCACCCAUUAGAGGGUCUGCCUUCCUUCUAAGAACUCUAGAACAAGUGCGCCCACGAACCACAUGAAUAUGUGGACAGCCGAACGACGGGUCAAGGUAGCGCUCUUGCAUGGUUCACCGAGUAAUCAGUUAUGAACGACAACCUCUUUAAAUAAUAUGCCG